AUGAGCUGGUUCAACGCCUCCCAGCUCUCCAGCUUCGCCAAGCAGGCCCUGUCUCAGGCCCAGAAGUCCAUCGACAGGGUCCUAGAUAUCCAGGAAGAGGAGCCGAGCGCGUGGGCCGAGACCAUUCCGUACGGAGAGCCAGGAAUAAGUCCCCCUGUCAGUGGAGGAUGGGAUACUUCAACCUGGGGGUUAAAAUCCAACACUGAACCUCAGAGUCAGCCAGUAGUCUCUCCUAAAGCAAUUACAAAGCCAGUUCGGAGAACUGUGGUAGAUGAAUCUGAAAAUUUCUUCAGUGCCUUUCUCUCUCCAGCUGAUGUCCAGACCAUUCAGAAGAGCCCAGUGGUAUCAAAACCACCAGCCAAGUCACAGCGACCAGAAGAAGUGAAAAGCACCUUACAGGAGUCCUUGCACACUGGACAGUCAAGAACACCUGAGGCCACUGAGUCAAAAGUAAAGGACUCCCCUCCGUGUGUAUCCGAGGAAACUCCGGCAGUCAGUACUCUGUCACCUGAAACUGAGCAUAAGCAUGAAGAAAGUGUUCAUAAAGAAUCUGAUACGAAGGUGCCAACAGUGCAUUUGAAAGUAUCUGAAAGUGUUAUGAAUAUGAAAACAACUAGGGAAAAUGUGUCUAAUAUGUCUACACAGCCUCUAACAGCAGAACCCAAGGACAUGGCUUUGGAACCUAAGGAACAAAAACAUGAAGACCGACAGAGCAAUACACCUUCUCCUCCUGUUAGUACCUUCUCGUCAGGUACUUCUACCACUAGUGAUAUUGAAGUUCUAGAUCAUGAAAGUGUAAUAAGUGAGAGCUCAGCAAGUUCUAGACAAGAAAAUACAGAUUCAAAAUCAAGCCUGCACUUGAUGCAGACAUCCUUUCAGCUUCUCUCAGCAUCUGCUUGUCCUGAAUAUAAUCGUUUAGAUGAUUUCCAAAAACUCACUGAGAGUUGCUGCUCAUCUGAUGCUUUUGAAAGAAUAGACUCAUUUAGUGUACAGUCAUUAGAUAGCCGUAGUGUCAGCGAAAUCAAUUCAGAUGAUGAACUGUCAGGCAAGGGAUAUGCUCUAGUACCUAUUAUACUUAAUUCUUCAACUCCAAAGACCAAAACAAUUGAAUCUGUUGAAGGAAAACCUGAAGAAGCAAAUGAAACAUUAAUUAUGCCCAAUGAGGAAACAGAAAUGGAAGAAAGUGGCCGAAGUGCAACUCCUGUUAACUGCGAACAGCCUGAUAUCUUGGUUUCUUCCACAUCAGUAAAUGAAGGCCGCGCUGUCCUGGAUGAGGAGGCUGAGCAGCCUGAAGCUUCAAGACAGCCAGAAGCACCUUCUGAGAAGGAAGAUGUCUGCAAGACAGUUGAAUUUCUGAAUGAGAAACUGGAUAAAAGGGAAGCUCAGUUAUUAUCUCUUAGUAAAGAAAAAGCACUUCUAGAGGAAGCUUAUGAUAAUCUGAAAGAUGAAAUGAUCAGAGUGAAAGAAGAAAGCAGUAGCAUUUCUUCCUUGAAAGAUGAGUUUACUCAAAGAAUUGCAGAAGCGGAAAAGAAAGUUCAGCUAGCCUGCAAAGAGAGAGAUGCUGCUAAAAAGGAAAUCAAAAGUAUAAAAGAAGAACUUGCUACUAGAUUAAAUAGUAGUGAAACGGCAGACCUUUUGAAAGAGAAAGAUGAGCAGAUCCGAGGGUUACUGGAAGAAGGAGAGAAGCUUUCAAAACAGCAGCUGCAUAAUUCUAACAUCAUUAAGAAAUUAAGAACUAAAGACAAAGAAAAUGAAAAUAUUAUUGCAAAGCUGAACAAAAAAGUUCAAGAGCUAGAAGAAGAGUUACAACAUUUAAAACAGGUCCUUGAUGGCAAAGAAGAGGUUGAGAAACAACAUAGAGAAAAUAUUAAGAAACUAAAUUCUGUGGUAGAACGCCAAGAGAAGGACCUUGGCCGACUUCAAGUAGACAUGAAUGAACUUGAAGAAAAGAACCGAAGUAUUCAGGCUGCUCUUGAUAGUGCAUACAGAGAACUUACUGAUCUCCACAAAGCCAAUGCUGCAAAGGAUAGUGAGGCCCAGGAAGCUGCUCUGAGUCGUGAAAUGAGAGCUAAAGAAGAACUUUCUGCAGCACUGGAGAAGGCUCAAGAAGAAGCCCGUCAGCAGCAGGAAACAUUAGCAAUUCAAGUGGGGGACCUUAGGCUGGCACUGCAACGUGCAGAGCAAACAGCUGCCAGAAAAGAGGAUUAUUUACGCCAUGAGAUCAGUGAACUCCAGCAGAGACUCCAGGAAGCAGAGAAUCGAAACCAAGAACUGAGUCAAAGUGUUUCAUCAACAACAAGACCAUUGCUUCGACAGAUAGAAAAUUUGCAAGCAACUCUAGGGUCCCAGACGUCAUCAUGGGAGAAGUUAGAGAAGAAUCUUUCUGAUAGACUUGGUGAAUCCCAGACCUUGUUGGCAGCAGCAGUUGAGAGAGAACGUGCAGCCACAGAAGAACUUCUUGCUAACAAAAUUCAAAUGUCUUCCAUGGAAUCACAGAAUUCUCUCUUAAGACAAGAAAAUAGUAGAUUUCAGGCUCAGCUAGAAUCAGAGAAAAAUAGGCUAAGAAAACUAGAGGAUGAAAAUAAUAGGUACCAGGUUGAAUUAGAAAACCUAAAAGAUGAAUAUGUAAGAACACUUGAAGAGACAAGGAAAGAAAAGACACUGUUGAAUAGUCAGUUAGAAAUGGAGAAAAUGAAAGUUGAACAAGAAAGGAAGAAAGCAAUUUUCACUCAAGAAGCAGUAAAAGAAAAGGAGCGGAAACCAUUUUCUGUUUCUAGCACUCCUACAAUAUCACGUUCAAGUUCAAUAAGUGGAGUUGAUAUGGCAGGCCUACAGACAUCUUUUCUGUCUCAGGAUGAGCCUCAUGAUCACUCAUUUGGACCAAUGUCUAUGUCAGCAAAUGGAAGCAAUCUUUAUGAUGCUGUAAGAAUGGGAGCGGGAUCAAGCAUUAUUGAAAAUCUACAAUCUCAGCUGAAGCUAAGGGAAGGAGAAAUUUCUCAUUUACAGCUAGAAAUUGGCAGUCUAGAAAAAACACGCUCCAUAAUGGCUGAAGAGCUAGUUAAAUUAACAAAUCAAAAUGACGAACUGGAAGAGAAAGUGAAGGAGAUACCCAAACUUCGAAUGCAGCUAAGAGAUUUGGAUCAAAGAUACAACACUAUUCUGCAGAUGUAUGGAGAAAAAGCAGAAGAGGCAGAAGAACUUCGAUUAGAUCUUGAAGAUGUAAAAAAUAUGUAUAAGACUCAAAUAGAUGAACUUUUAAGACAAAGGCUCAGUUAA
Rangifer tarandus platyrhynchus (Svalbard reindeer) is the source of this 3276-nucleotide messenger RNA. NCBI's taxonomy places the organism in Eukaryota, Metazoa, Chordata, Mammalia, Artiodactyla, Cervidae. The record is from the annotation of a GenBank genome assembly.